UCUUACGUAUUUGGGGUAACUCCCCUGCCGCCACACCCCUCCUCUCUAUCAGCAAGUAAAACCUUCCGUCCGCGUUCGUCUCUGAAUCAGCUGAGUUGGACGAUCUAUCCCCGCUGUGGUUGUCGCCCCAUGGUACUCUGGGGGAUGUUCAGUGUCACACACCACAGGGUUACCGCCUCUGUUACUUGAGCUCCGUGCGCGUGAAGGAUGCACCAUGAUGCCCGGGCUGUCGCUUCUCUGAGUCGGGCUGCUCUGAAGCGAGGGAGCCUCGGCGCAUCUUGUUCGGCUAUUGUCCUGGAUAAGCUGUGCGCUACCUGGCCGUCCACCAAACAGCAGACGCAGUGACCAUGUGCUCGUGGACACAGUGGAGCGUUCAGCUGCUGAAGGGCCAGACAGGAGUGGGUGGAGAUCGAUGUGGACUGCUCAGUCCAGAACUUGUUUUUCUCAGGAAGUGCACGCAUGACCAAACAGUUUGUGUUGGCAGGACAUCGUGAGAGACGGAAAUAUUGUGCUGAACAUACUGGGAUCUGACUGAUGCAUCAUGGAUCCCGAGGAGUUGGAACUGCAGAAUGACUACCGCUAUCGGAGCUACGGAGCGGUCAUCGAGAAGGCGCUGCGCAACUUUGAGUCUUCGAGCGAGUGGGCGGAUCUGAUCUCCUCCUUGGGCAAGCUCAAUAAGGCCCUGCAGAGUAACCUUCGCUACUCCCUCCUGCCCAAGAGGCUGACCAUAGGGAAGCGUCUGGCCCAGUGCCUGCACCCGGCUCUGCCCAGCGGAGUGCAUCUCAAGGCUUUGGAGACCUACGAGGUCAUUUUUAAAAUCAUUGGAACAAAAUGGCUGGCCAAGGAUCUCUUUAUAUACAGCUCAGGGCUGUUCCCACUGUUGGGCCAUGCAGCCAUGGCGGUGAAGCCCAUGCUGCUGACACUGUACGAGCGUUACUACCUCCCGCUGCAGAGGGCUCUGCUGCCCAGUCUUCAGGCCUUCAUAACGGGACUACUGCCAGGUCUGGAAGAGGGACUGGAGGUUUACGACAGGACUGAUGCCUUGCUGCUCAAGCUGUCCCUGCUGGUGGGGCAGCAGGUGUUCUACGGCGCGCUGUGGGGCAGCAUGCUGGUCACCCCCAUGGUGCGACUGCCUGCCUCGGUCUUCAUCGUCACACACUUUGACUCCGAGGCUUCUCUGCGCCAGCAAGCGCACAUGCUCGGCUACGACCACCGACUGGUGAUGAAGUCGGUGUGUCUUUCUCUGCAAGAUUCAAAUGUCCUGGUGCAGAGGAACAUGCUUGAAGUCCUGCUCCACUUUUUCCCCUUUGCUUCGUGCUUGGACCCAGCGGAGGCCAUUGUUGCCAUGAGUGGUAAAGACAUGAUGACAAUAGUAUCUGCCGCCGCUCUUACACUCCUCCGCAGAGACAUGUCCCUCAACAGACGCCUCUACGGCUGGAUCCUAGGGAUCGACAAAAAAGGAGGACUGGUGGCACCACACCCCACCCUCUCCACCACCGCAGAGGAACAUAUGUCCUUUUACUUCAGCACAUACUCAAGAGACUUACUUGUGCAGGCUCUUAUUAACAUCCUAAGACAGCAGGAUGUGGAGAGCAACCCGGAGAAUGUGAUUGGCUACCUCAGGCCCUUUCGCAUCAUCAUCAGUCUGCUGGAUAAACCGGAGAUAGGUCCAGUGGUCCUGAGCAGUGUGUUGUUGGAGGUGGUCCGAGCUUUCUACAGCUACUGUCGAGAGAUGCUGGAGGAGGAAAACAUCAGCAGCUCGUCUCUCUCUGGCAACCAGCUGGCCAGCACAAUAAAAGAGAAUAAAAACGCAGCGGAGAUCAUAAAGACGGUGAAUAUGCUCGUGACCUCCAUGAACAAAGAAUACCUGUGGGAGUACAUGACCCGACGCUUCUGCACUUCUCUCAGUGACAAAAAUGACCCGCCAAGACCUCCUUGGCAGGAGUGCAAUCAACCAGCUCCGUCCGUCACAGAGAUGUCCAAUCUCAUCAUUUUCCUGCUUGAUGUUCUCCCUCUGGAGCUUCACGCUGACAUUCAGUUCCAGUUCCUCCCUGAGAUGCUGGGCACCAUGCUGGGGACCUUGCACAGCCACAUGGACUUUGUUAGCCUGGAAGACGUCACACAGGGUUUGCGAGCAUGCUUCAAGGUCCUGAGCAAGAUCCAGAUGCCUGUAGCUUACAUGGAAAUUGUGGCAGAGGCUCAGACGGAGGACAUCGAGUUACUGUCCCCGGAGGAAGAGAAGGAGGGAGAGAAAGAUGGCGCUGCUGGUGAGUUUAAUAACGACCAUGGAGAUGAAGAGCUGAACAGAGAUGGAGGACGGGUGGCAGAGCGCACAGAUGGUAUAAACCCAACACUCAGGUCUGAAGACAGCGGAUUGGGCGUCAGCGCCUCACCUUCAGAGCAGCAGCUCCCACCGGGGAUGGGAACGGGGGAGGAGCAGAAUGGAAUUUCCAAAGAAGGCGAAGGAGUGUGGAGGAAGGGAGGCAGUGUCGACGCCAUGGCCCAGUGCCUGCAGAACAUCUUGGCCUUCAUAACUACGAGAUACCUGCUGGUGCAGGUGGAGGAAGUCGGAGGACCGGAGGCAAAAACUCACUCUGUGGAGGAGAAGACGUUAUUUCCGGGCUUAAGGGGAGUGGAAACGGAUGACAAACUGACUGAAUUGAUUACGCCACACAGGCUUAAAUCCCGCCCUACAUCUGACGCCCAGCUCCCAGCCAGGAAAAAGGAGCAUUUCAGGUGUCUGGAGUGGGCGGCGGGCUACAUGCCCCGCGCCAAGGCGGAGAUCUCCGAGGCCUGUCGACAGGCUUUCACCGCCACUUGCCACCUGCUGCUGGAGUGUACUACCUUCCCCGUCUACCUAAGUGAAGAGGAAACUCUGCUUCUCCAAACUGACAUGUUUGACCACACAGAUCGUGACGUGGACAGCUUGCCAUUGUGGUUGAGGUCUUUGAUGACACUGUGCUGCCUGUCCAGGGACUACAACAUCCAGCACACCGCAGUGUCCACCUUGUUGGAACUCAUUAACCACUCCCAGUCGUUGGCCCUGGUCAUCCAGGACAAGCACAGGCGCUACCAAGGGUCUGAAUCCAACCCUCUGAGCGGGCAGCUGCAGAUGGUCACUGUGCCGCCCAUCUACCCGGCUCUGCUGCAUGCCAUAGACCAAGGCACAGAUUUCUAUCCGAGGGUGGCCCAGGUACUGUGGAACCAGCUGGACACGGAGCGGAGAGAGCAGCACAUUUCCUGUGUGGAACUCUUUUACAGGCUUCACUGUUUGGCUCCCUCCGCAUCCAUCUGUGAGGACAUCAUCUGCCAGGCGCUGUUGCACAAAGACAAGGCUGCCAGGCUGGAGGCACUACACCGCUUUACAGUUCUGUGGCACCUAACCCGGGAGAUCCAGACCAACAGGACCAUUUCUCUCAACCACUCCUUCGAUCGGUCUCUGUGUGUGGUGGUGGACAGUCUGAGCUGCACAGACGGCUCAAUAAGUGCAGCAGCUCAGUGCUGGCUGGUCAGGGCUCUUUCCCUCAAUGACGUCAUCCGGGUCCUGGAGCCUAUUCUCUUGUUGCUGCUUCACCCCUCCACCCAGCGUUGCUCCAUUCAGAGCAUUAAACAGAAUCUCACUGCUGGUAACCUGAAGGUUCUGAGCAGCAGAAGCCGGAGCUCCACCAAAACCUCCGGGACUUCUGCGGAUUCCAUGUCAACAGAGGUCACCACCUUAAAUCUCAUGAACAUCGUGGACCGGGAAUUCCUGUGGGCCGAGCUGGACAGCGGCCCAGAGAUGGCCAAACCACCGGACGCUUUCGCGGUGUCUAGGAGUGCGAGUGAAGAGACGGAGGAAGAGCGGGAAGAAGACGAAGAAGGGGAGGAGGAGAGUGAACACACGGAGUCAGCUGACACAAGCGGUGCCCAGGUAUCCACUGAGGACUCCAGCUCGGGCUCUGUCCCCUCCCGCAGCAUUGAGGAAGGAGGUGUGGUCAACGGCCUGCGGAGGGCAGAGUCCGAGCACACGCAGGCAUCUGAUUCGCUGUCGAGCGAGGAUGAGGAGGACUUGGAGCUGGAGGCCAUGGCCAGGUCUCGCCUGUUGAAACAGGAGCGUGAGAAGAGAGAGGCCAUCGACUCUCUCUUCCGCCACGUGCUUCUGUAUCCCGUGGCCGGCGGCUGGCAGCAUCUGCUCCAAGGCUUGGCGCUGCUCGACAGCCUGCUGCGGAGCAGCGCUGAAUGCCCUCUGGUGAACGCCCUCGCCUACACUUCUCUGGACACCAGCUCCGCCGCCCAUCUAAACCUGGUCUCCAACCUGCUGCAGCGCCACCAACAGGCUCAGGAUGGUCACGGCUUCUACGGGGGCCUGCUCUCCCCUUCUUCCUCCCCCUCGGAGCCCCCGUCCUUGCUCAUUGAACUGCUGGUGUCCCUGUGCCUGCGAUUCCUGCGCUCUCAUUACCCGUCCUAUCUGAGCCUGGGUCAUCUCGACCUGCAGGGCAACCGGGAGGUUCAGGUGAAGAGCGUGGCGGUGCUGACCCGGAUUGUGAACCAGCUCGGCUGCACGGCACGCGGACUAGAGCGCGACGGGGCCAGCGUGGAGUCCAUCAGCCGACUCCUCUCCGCAUGUAAAGUGCAGCAAUAUGCUCUGCUCGCACUUUCUGCAUCCAUGUAUGUGAGCCAGAGGGUGUCUGACAAGGGGCCCGCCAAGGGCGUGGAGCUGCUGGAGGAGCAGGGAGGCCUGUCCGAGGAGAGUCUGGUGAAUCUCGGAGCAGGAGGUGGACAGGAGCAGUACCCCUUACAAAUGGAACUAUUGAGACUCCUCCAGGCUCUCAUAGUCCUGGAGUCCCAUUUGUGGCCCGGCGGCGCCGUGCCGAGCGGCGCGUCGGGCCAGCCCGCGGAGCCUUGCGAAUCCCCGACUGCCACCAGCCCGCUGGCUCGCGAAUGGCACACCGCGGUUCUCUUCCAGCAGUCGAUCAAGGCCGCCCAGUAUGUCCAGAGCCACCCCAUCACGUCCCAAGGAAUGUUCGUCUCCGCCGCAGCCAGGGCUCUGCAGCCGCAGUACGGCUAUGCCAUGCACCCCCACUGGGUGGCGCUGUUGUGCUCUUCUCUGCCGUACUUGGGUCGCUCGUUGGGCAUCAUCGUGGCGCCACUCAUCAGUCAGAUCUGCAGGAACUUGGACGAGCUGGUGAAGCUUUACGAGCACGACGGAGGAAAGACAAAUCAGAGCCCGAGUGGUAGGAGGGAAAACAUUGCUCCUGACUACCCUCUGACUCUGCUCGAAGGCCUGACCACCAUUGCACACUUUUGUCUGCUGGACAACAAGAAGUCCGUGGUGGCCUGUGAUCCUGUGGAUGUCCGUAAUGCACGCAACGUUGUGAUUGAGGCACUACCGCACAUGCUCAGUAGCAUGGCGUUGUUAUGGGGCGUGGUCAUGAGGGAAGAGUCGCAGAGGCGGGCAUCGGACAGCGGCCAGAGCAGCAGACACACUUCUACCUCCGUCUACUUUAAGAGCACCAAGAUCUUACGGCAGCGGAUACUGGAGUUCCUGGUGCCUCUAACUGGGCCGUAUGGGAUUCAGCUCAUGGCUUCACUGGGAGCAGUGUGGAGCAGCAGGAGGAGUAAAAGGAGACAUAAAAACAAAGUUCUACCGGUGGCCAGUGAACCUCGUCUCACAAUCGUGGCUCUGGUGAAAUCGUUGCACACCUUGCAAACAGAUGCCGUCCUACAAUUGGUCAAAGAGGUGGUGAAAAAGCCACAUCAGAUCAAAGGAGAGCCGAAGUCCACCCUAGUAGAUAUCCCCAUGUUACAGUUCACCUACUGCUACACCCAGAGCAUUCCAGCUCAGACUCUGCAAGACAACGUGACUCCUCUCCUCGGGUUGUUACGGGAGUCUGUUCAACUCAACCUGGCGCCGCCUGGACACUUCCUGUUGCUGGGAAUACUCAAUGACUUUGUCAAUCGGGUCCCUAACCUGGACAAUAAGAAGGACACUAGAGACCUGCAGGAGGUGACUCAGCGCAUCCUGGAGGCGGUGGGUGGGAUCGCAGGGUCGUCUCUGGAGCAGACCAGUUGGCUCAGUCGGAGCCUUGAGGUCAAAGUUCAGCCGCAGGUGUGCCCUGAAGCAGACGAGCUUGACGACGCAGAGUUGGACGGCGAUCAUUACGAGUCUGUGGCUCAAGCCAGCACCAUGGUUUCCUCUUCGGCUCCCUCUGUUUACAGUGUCCAGGCUCUCGUCCUCCUGGCUGAGGUCUUGACGCCACUUCUGGACAUGGUGUACCGCAGUGACGAGAAGGAGAAAGCGGUUCCUCUCAUUUCUCGGCUGACGUACUAUGUUUUCCCUUACCUGAAGAAUCACAGUGCCUACAACAUGCCCAGCUUCGAGGCCGGUUCUCAGCUGCUGAGCAGUCUGAGUGGGUAUGCCUACACCAAAAGGGCGUGGAGGAAAGAGGUCUUUGAGCUCUUUAUGGACCCCCUCUUCUUCACCAUGGAUGUCUCCUGUGCUCCCAGUUGGAAAUCCAUUAUUGACCACCUCCUGACUCAUGAGAAGACCAUGUUUAAAGAUCUGAUAAGCAUGCAGAGUGGCUCCCUGAAGCUGUUCACCAACGUGGACCAGAAGCCCAUGCUGCUGAAGCGCCAGGCGUUCGCCCUGUUCAGUGGAGAGGUCGACCAGUAUCACCUGUACCUGCCCCUCAUUCAAGAGCGUCUCAAUGAAGCUCUGCGUAUGAACCCCAGUCCGAGUGUUUCAGCCCAGAUGUUUCUGAUGUUUCGUGUUCUCCUGUUGCGGAUUUCAUCCCAGCACCUCACAUCUCUUUGGCCAAUCAUGGUCACAGAACUGAUUCGCGUAUUUGCUCGUCUCGAGAAGGCUAUGCAGUUAGACCAGGGCGUCUCGAAGCUGACUAAAGUGGUGCGGGGAGCCCAGGACCGGAAUGGACCAGUGACCUUCUCUCAGGCGGAGCUGGACAUGUACCUGUCGGCCUGCAAGUUUCUGGACACCUCCCUGUCGUUUCCUCCAGAAAAGAUGCCACUCUUUCAGAUGUACCGGUGGGCCUUCGUCCCCGAGGUGGACGUGAACCGCUACAGGGGCCCAGAGACGGCGCUGAUAGAAGGCGAACAGGAAUGCACGCCCCUUGUCGUCCGGGUCCUGGACAGGAUACAGCAGCGCUACGGGACACUGAACGGGCUGAGUGAGGAAUCCUCCACGGAGCCUCUGGAGUUCCCCCUCCUCACCCAGAGCUCCCUGUCCUCCAUCACCCAGCUGUGGCCUUUCCUCCGCACCCUUCGCUGCUCCUUCCAGAGCCCUCCUCCCGACAGCCGUCCCGUAACCCACCUCCCUGUAGCAGACUACCCAGCAGCCAGUGCGGCCACCGUCCUGAAGAAGCUGGAGUGCAUCACGGAAGAAGAGUUCCUGGACUCCAUGGAGAGUUAGGACUCGAGCAUGAAGCUUUUGGAAGUCCUCUUCUCGAGCUCUUUGACUUGGAAUACUUCAAAUAGGAACAGCCGGUGUACCGGGAACUAGGAAAGAAGAGGAAAUGUUUUGGAAUUCAUGUUUUUUUUAAAUGUUUUAACUGAUAUCCACAUACAUAUGUGUACCGGUGAGGUGCUCUCACACUGAAUCUAUAUCGGCAAAGCCAAGGGGCUUUUGUUGUAGUUAUUUUAGAAGGGUUUUGGUUCUCUGAAGAGAUAAACACAUGGUAGAAGUAUUCAUUACGAACGACAGUGGAAUGUUGGUUUCUCUCGCUCUCAUUUGGGUGGCAAACUAUUUAUACACGUUCGAUUGUGUCAGUGUCGACGCUCUUACUUUAUAUGGGUUUAGUUAUAUGUCAUAUCUAGAUGCCAUGCACCUUUAUAAUAACAUACGUUCGUCAAUAUUUUAAAGUUUGACACCAAAUUGCAGAUUCACUGUGAAGAACCUCAUUAAAUAUUGUCGUUGUGAUGUUUUCAUAACCUCCAGUUGACCACAACCUCCUGAUGCAUCACGUCUCACUCUGUCGGACUGGAUGUGGCUGCUGUUGGGUACUUUCUCUUUAAAGUGUUCGUGGAAUCAUCAUCAUGAGACCUCGCUAAGAUUCACGCUAAGAGUUGUAUGAGUAAGCUACUAAAUGUGAUUAGUGUACACCUUAACAAACCCUUUGACGUAUUAUUUGGUGUAUCCUGCUAAAAUACAUGCUUUGCCAUUUCUGGUGUUUUAAGGGAAAUCGGUUUUUACCACUGCCUCUGAGCUUUCUUUUCACAAUGCUGAAGUAAUUUAUGUUGGAUGUUUUAAAGGACCAUGUCAUGUUUCGAAUUAACAAAAAGACUCAUUAAAUUAUAUAUAUAUAUGAAGCUUAAAACUGUGUUUUUACUUUACAGCUUCAGUUGCUUGUUUCUCUGCAUUUGUGUUGGAGAAAGAAAUGUUGAUAACUAUAAACAUGACAGAUUUAAUGGA
This is a messenger RNA of Pseudoliparis swirei, 8404 nucleotides long. RefSeq names its product DOP1 leucine zipper like protein B (gene dop1b). The transcript is spliced from 38 exons. Bases 542 to 7405 code for a protein of 2287 amino acids. The record is from RefSeq and is a predicted model, not a curated record. Gene Ontology annotation, cellular component: trans-Golgi network; endosome. NCBI's taxonomy places the organism in Eukaryota, Metazoa, Chordata, Actinopteri, Perciformes, Liparidae. Gene Ontology annotation, biological process: Golgi to endosome transport.